Kockovaella imperatae is the source of this 1794-nucleotide messenger RNA. RefSeq lists its product as hypothetical. Bases 1 to 1794 code for a protein of 597 amino acids. Gene Ontology annotation, biological process: mRNA splicing, via spliceosome. Gene Ontology annotation, cellular component: U12-type spliceosomal complex; U2 snRNP; nucleus. NCBI's taxonomy places the organism in Eukaryota, Fungi, Basidiomycota, Tremellomycetes, Tremellales, Cuniculitremaceae. The transcript has 10 exons. The record is from RefSeq and is a predicted model, not a curated record.
AUGCCAGCCGCCGUGGCCGUUCCCAACGGAGACUCUAGUCUGCCUAAUGGACACUCCAACGGAGUCGCUUCUGGGUCGAAAAAACCAAAAUCACGAGCAGCUCUAAGGAGGCAAAAGGCCAAAGCAAAGGCUGCGUCAGGUGCAUCAGAAAGUGAGGCAGAGUCGGAAAGCGAGCGAGCAUCAGACACAGAGUCGGUCGCAUCCUCCACAACUUCCCUGGACCUCUCGAUUGACCCGUCUGACCCGGCGUACUCCUCCUUUGCCAAUGUCUUUCGACAUUUUCAGGAGGGCGAUUCCAACGGAUUUGGACCCAUUGAGACGGGACCGAGUAAGGGAGAAGUAUAUUACUCAGACGAAGAGGACGAGGAUGAGGAAAGUAGAGAGGCAGCAGCGCGUAGGGCGAUGGACCAGCAGGGAAUGACUAGGCGGCAACGUCGACAAGCGGCGAAACUCACUGUUGCUGAGCUCAAGCAGCUGGUCGAACGUCCAGAAGUCGUAGAAUGGUUUGACUGCGAUGCUCGAGAUCCACGUCUAUUGAUCAGUCUAAAAUCCCAUCGAAACACCGUUCCUGUGCCGGUCCAUUGGAACGCAAAGCGAGACUAUCUAGCCGGAAAGAGAGGUAUCGAGAAGCCACCAUAUCUCUUACCGCCUUGGAUUGCAGAGACUGGUAUCGGGGAGCAGAGAGACGCGGUCAAGGCGAAAGAGGCCGAUCAAUCAUUACGGCAAAAGACACGAGAACGAGUCCAACCAAAGAUGGGCAAGAUCGACAUCGAUUACAACAAACUCCACAAUGCGUUUUUCCGAUUCCAAGGCAAACCCAGCAUGUCAAAGUUUGGCGAGGCCUAUUACGAAGGCAAAGAGCUAGAGACAGACUUGCGGACGAAGAAGCCCGGGGAGCUGUCAGACGAGUUGAUCGAAGCUCUUUCCAUUCCCCCACUCGCUCCUCCUCCUUGGCUCAUUGCGAUGCAACGGUUUGGACCUCCACCAUCCUAUCCCAACCUGCGUAUACGUGGUCUCAAUGCACCGAUCCCGACAGGCGCUCAAUGGGGAUUCCACCCUGGAGGCUGGGGAAAGCCGCCGAUGGACGACUUCAACCGACCGUUAUAUGGAGACGUCUUUGGAGUGAUGCAAGGAGCAGAGAUAGCAAACCAAAACGAGAUCAAUCGGGAGCUGUGGGGGGAAAUCGAGGCCAUGGACGAGGAAGACGAAGAAGAAUCUGAAACUGAAGCCGAGCCUGAGAAGGAGGACCGAUCAUCGAGAUCCGCUGCUGCGCCUGGAGCUGGGGCUGAAACGCCAUCUGGUCUCGCUACACCGUCAGGCUUCCAAUCACAAGUCUCAACCGUGCCUGGUGGACUUGAGACUCCGGACUUUAUCGAUCUGCGGAAGAACACGAGGGCAGGUACAGAAUCUACGGGUCCCAAGGAGUUGUACCAUGUCGUUCCUGAGCGGGAGACGAGCGUCAGAGGGUUCAUGGGAAGUUCAACUGGAUACGAUCUGGGCAAUAUUUCAAAAAGCGGGGUUGGUGUCCUGGGUGAUGAUCGCACGCACAAGCGUAAAGCCGGCGAUGUCGAUAUCGCCAUUGAUACGGACGAAGAAUUGACUCAAGCCCAGCUAAAAGAGCGAUACGAGGCUCAACGAGCGGCUCAAAACAAGGUUCACGUACCAGGAGCCGACGCGGACAGGAGUGGAUUCGAUGAAGUGGUAUCGGGUGAAAUGAAGAAACGAGCCCGUAAAGAGACAGGAGGAAGCGGAAGGUCAAGUGGGAAGGACAAGGCGGAAAAGUACAAGUUUUGA